This is a messenger RNA of Filobasidium floriforme, 1179 nucleotides long. RefSeq lists its product as uncharacterized. Bases 268 to 1056 code for a protein of 262 amino acids. Lineage: Eukaryota; Fungi; Basidiomycota; Tremellomycetes; Filobasidiales; Filobasidiaceae. The record is from RefSeq and is a predicted model, not a curated record. The transcript is spliced from 4 exons. Gene Ontology annotation, molecular function: oxidoreductase activity, acting on the CH-OH group of donors, NAD or NADP as acceptor.
UGCGACUCUGGAGGACCCUUUUGACAAACACCGCAAGACAUAUCAACUGCAGGGUGAUGACUGAUGGAUGAAACAACUUUGGGUGCAGAGGGAGAGCGGUGUCUAUGGGUCAAGGGUCCGCUGUUCCCUGGAAAGAUAUAAAGGUCGAGGUCGGGGUGGAUCGUCUGUCGUCUUCAUCUUGCGACUUUCAUCAACCAUCUACCAUCUGCCAUCUACCAUCUUCCGUCUGCCAUCUUCAUCAACACCGUCAUCACCACGCAAACCGCAAUGUCUCAGAACACCGUCAUCUUGAUCACCGGCGCCAACCGAGGUAUCGGUCUGGAACUCGUCAAGCUCUACGCCUCUGAGCCUCAAUACACCGUCAUCGCCGGUGUCCGGGACGUCACCAAGGCCCGAGAGCUCGAAGAAUGGAACGAGCAGGCCGGAAAGGAGAGCGGAAGAGGGGGGAAGAUUCACUUGGUCAAGAUCGAUGCAGGCGAUCUGGAGGGAAACAAGAAGGCUGCGGCCGAGAUUGAACAGCUUUACGGCAAGGUCGACGUCUUGUGGGCGAACGCUGGUGCCGCUUGCGGAUCGAUCCCCGUCCUCUCGGCUACCAACGCCGAUUACGAAAACCUCUUCCGUACGAACACCCUCGGCCCUAUCGUCCUCUUCCAAGCGUUCUAUGCCCUCUUGCAAAAGUCAGACAAUCCGGUGAAAAAGUUUUUGAUCACCUCGUCCAUCGUCGGCUCGACCGGGUCCCAGCACAUGGUCCCCUUUGCGCUCUCGCCUUACGGGGCUUCGAAAGCGGCCGUCAACCAUGUGGCCGUCAAGCUCGCACAGGAACAUGGGGAGAAGGAUGGGAUCGCCGUAGUCUGUCUUCAUCCUGGUUCGGUCAUGAGCGACCUAGGCAGACAAGGAUGGGUAGACAUGGGUCUCGACCCGGACGGUCCCCUGCCCAUGCCCGUGGCCACCCCGGAGGAAUGCGCGAACUCGUUGAAAGGGGUCGUCGAUGGGGUCACUGUCGAAAAGGAUGGCGGCAAGUUUAUCGCUUAUGAUAGGUCGGUCGUGCCUUGGUAGAACGGGAGACCGCGAGGGAUAGUGAAGGGAGACAUUGGGCGAGACCAGGGUUGCUUGUACUGUGAGGUAGAAGACGGUGAUGACGGUGAAGGGCGAAAUGUGGACCCAAGGUUGAUCGAAGAC